Liolophura sinensis is the source of this 2657-nucleotide messenger RNA. RefSeq lists its product as uncharacterized. The transcript is spliced from 5 exons. Bases 881 to 1714 code for a protein of 277 amino acids. The record is from RefSeq and is a predicted model, not a curated record. NCBI's taxonomy places the organism in Eukaryota, Metazoa, Mollusca, Polyplacophora, Chitonida, Chitonidae.
GCCUUGCAAGAGUAUAAGCUUUGGAAAGCCACAGAAUUCCGGCAGUUUUUGUUGUAUACAGGGCCAGUCGUACUGCGAAAUAAGCUACCCAACAAUCUGUAUCGAAACUUCAUGGUAUUAUCAUAUUCAAUGCGACUUUUGCUCAGUAGUCAAAAAAUCUCUGCCAAAUAUGCUGAUUAUGUUGAAGCGCUGAUUAAAGUAUUUGUGCAGAACUUUGCCACGUUAUAUGGGAGGGAUAUGGUGGUGUAUAAUGUGCACAACUUGAUUCAUUUGGCAGAUGAUGCCAGAAAGUAUGGGUCCUUGGAUGCUAUCUCAUGUUUCCCAUUUGAGAACUACUUGGGAAAAUUAAAAAGAAUGGUGCGUAAAGGCCAGAGCCCAUUGUCACAGAUUGUGAAAAGAGUUGCAGAAAUGCAGAAACUGGACUCCAUACACACAAAGACAAGUGAAAUGAAUGUACCGCUCCACAAAAAAGCACAUUUUUCUGGACCUGUACCUCUCGACUGUGGUUCUUGUCUCCAGUACAAACAGUAUCUUGACCCACGAUUCUUAAUUUCCUGCAAAGGAGGUGACAACUGUUUUGAAGUGAACGAGAAAGUGGUGGUUGUCAGAAACAUUCUCUGCUCUAGUUCUAGAGGAACUUUAAUCAUAUACGAAGAGUUUAAAAACUGUGAGACAGCUUUUGACUAUCCAGGAGACUCGUUGUUAAUUGGAGUCAAGUCGGUGUCAAAAUUCUCUGGCCAAUUACAUGUAGCGAGUCCAGAAAAUGUGACCAGAAAGCUUGUGCUGUUACCUCUGCAGGAGAAAUAUAUUGUAUUCCCAAUGCUGCAUACCAUCUAAAUUCAAAUGUUUUGUAAAUGUUUUAUGCUUGUCUUCCAGCAAAAUGUUGCCCUACGCAGUUGUUAUGUUUGUGGUGUCUCGCACAGUGGCAGUGAUUUCAACUGCCUGGUUCACUUCAGAUGAGGAGGAUGAGUGCUACUGGCCUCCAGCAUCAAACAGUGCCAAAGUCAAAAAGAUGCUUCAAACUGGUGCUGUGCCAACUCAAUCCUGGAAGAAAUUUAACAUCAGAGUCCUUGGAAAAGCUGCUGACCUUACCAAAGCAGAGUUCAAAUUGCGCAGGUCUGAAUUCACAUCAGACUUGCAAACUGAAACAGAAGAAGAAGGGCCCAGCACAUCUAAGAGGAGACCUAAACCUAACCAGUGGUAUCUGGAUUCUGACUGGGAGCCCCAAGCUGCAGUCGUUUCUGAUCUUUCAGAUUCCGACUCAGAGAGUAUUGACCAGGCCUUAAUUCUGCCACCACCUGCACCUUCUAUGGCUGAUACACCUAUCACCCCUCCCCCACCCUCCGCUGCAACGCCAGAAAGACGCCCCGCCACACUUCCAUCAGCGGUAUCAAUCAGUGGACUUUCGCAAGAGAUUCAUCAUCUGAAGAAGGUGGUUCUCAAAUCUGUGGGCCUCCUAGAGAAGGUAUUAGAAAAUCAGCGUAUCCUUCAGAGUGUGAUGGAAUCAAUCCUGCGGAAGGACCAUGGUCAGGUCCAAGAUAGGGAAUUACCAGAGGGUGUCACCUUCCCAUUAAAAACAAUGGAAGACUUUGAUGCUCUGGAUGCCUUGUUGAUGGAGUCCUCUGUAUUGAAUCGUGUGGCAUCCCACUCGAUGAAUGUAGGUAAGUUCUGUAGCCAGGUGGUGGUGUACAGGAGGAAUAAUAUCGUUUCUUAAUUCUCUGCACUUACGUCUGAAUCCUCGCUUCUGUCAAUUGUCCCGCUUAUAUGUUUGAUAGAAAACCUAAAUUUUUUAUCAAUUUUUUUUGUAUUUCUGUUUUUACUGAAAAGUGUCCAACACUUUCCAACUUGUAAAUGUUGCACAAAAGUUAUAGUGAUUGUGUUAGCCAACCUGUGCUCAGGCAUUCCUCUGGACAAAUUCAGAUGAAUGUCCUAUGGUAGCCAUAUGCAGGGCUAGAUUUAAGGGUCAGUUAAAAGCAAAAACUACACAAGGCAGUUACUAAUGUGACCUACUAAAAUAAAAAAGCAUGAGACGAAUGCUUAUAAUCACCUCAGAAGUUAAAAAUGGCCUGCUCUGAAAUAAGCCCUGCAUACAUGUAUGUGUACCUCUUUCACAGCUAUUCUGCCACUUUCUCAACCCUGUUUUCAGAGAACAUGUACUUGAAAGGAAAACAUGUCCACUAUUAAUGUAUUGUAUAAUGCAUUAUGUAUCUUUAGUUCUUGUUCCAUUGUGGCCUCUGCUAUUUUCAUGCUACAUUCUGUGCUUUUAUUAAUUAGUGUUAUUUUUUUUUUUCCCUAUUGAGAUAAAUCACUCAGAAGCCUCUGAAUGAGUAAGCGUAGUAACAUAAUGUAACAUAGUGAUGGGGUGAAAGGUGAAGUGAAAUAACAACUGACAUUCCAGAUGUAAUUUUUGAAAAGUUUUUCCCUGCAGGUCAAAAAAAAAAACAGGAUGGCGAGAGGAGAUAACUUUACUGGAAAAAGGAAAAUGUGUUUAGUACAACCCCUGACAUUGUGAAUCAUACAAAUAUCCUCAACAUAUUUGCACUUCUGCAAGUACAUAUACAAGUUUUAAAUAACAUUUUUUAAGUCACCAUUUAUCAAAAGAAGGUGUAAGAUUCAUUCCAUUUUGUUUUCCAUGUAGGUGUCCUUUGUGAGCGACU